CCAGUGGGGCUGGAGACAGGCUGCGGUACGGAGUCUGCCAAGGGCAGGGCGGAGACGCCCUCUCGCUCACUGGAUGUUCGGCGGCACGCGAAUCAGCCUUAGUCCAGAUCGUGUUCACAAAUCCAUGUAUUGCUGACGAGACAGGAGGCGUGGGUAGAGGUGAACACUAGUGACGUGCUGCAGGGGUCUCUUUACACCCGGGCACGUGUACAACCCGGUGCGUUUCCCGUUGGCCGUGUCGUGGUUCGGAUGUGAGGGACCGUGAGCGGUGGAACUCUUGGAAACUUUUAUUCAAGUUAUCGUUUCUUUAUGCAACAAAGCGAUAUUGGAGCUCUGAGUUAGUUGUGUCAUGUCGACAGGUGCGUGAAUGCUUUCAUUAUUUCGUUGUGAUGGUGACUGAAGAUGUCUCACCCUUAAAAUGUAUCGUCCUUGAUCAAUUUCAAACCAGAUAGCUACUGCAGUUAGCGGGAUAGUUAAACACAUAUAUAUCAAUUGUUAGAUCAGUAAUCACUACUCGUGAAAGAGAGAGAGAGAGAGAGAGAGAGAGAGAGAGAGAGACUAUACCGUAACAAACUUGAGGGAAGAGUGGCGGUGAAGGAGGACUGGGAAGCGUUGGUCUGUGUUUGUUAAACGGCAAGGAGGGCAGGGGAGGAGUGACUCAUCAACCUGGUGCAUGGCAGGGAGAUGAAGGCCCUGUGCCUGCCCCAUGCUGCCCCUGAUGCUCUCCGCGGCCCUGGUGCUGCUCCAGGGCCGCGCCGCCACCCACCACGUGACUCCCAGUGCACCCGAAGCCGCCCACCACGCCCAACCCGCCCACCUCGCACCCGUGUCUCCGCGCACCGGUAAGAGUGCUCCCGUGGAUGAGUAUGUGGGUGGCUGCGGGAACCUGAAGGGAGUCUCGUCCAUCCCUCAUAUUGGCUUCCCCUUGUAUUACCCAGGUGCGGCGAGGGACUGGACAACUUCUGCUUCCGUGCAUAGUGUGGCGUCAGUGGAGCGUCAGGUGGAGUGGAGCAGACCCAGUGAGCGACUGAAGGACAUCUUUGAAGCAGCACAGGAAGCAUGGCACGAGUCCAGCACACACAGGGACGUACAGAGAAGAAAGGUGAGUCCAUCCAGGGCACGGCAGUCACUCGGGACUUCCAACGAAAGUCAACAUGAGUCCCUUGACUGCCGAGACAGCCACUUCCUCCCAGGGGCCAGAAAGAGGCGCUCCACUCUCCCUCAGAGGACACACAAGGCACGUGGACACCAUAACCAUCACCACCACACACACAGCCACCAGGAGCAGCGAGCGAGGCAAGGCAGUGGACGCCGCCUGAGGAAGCGUCACCAGAGUCACCAGCAACAGCAGCAGCAGCGUCCGUCUCGCCUGAAGUUCUCCCAGCUAGAGUAUCGUGUCACCUUGAAGGAGGACGUACCCAUCCACACCUCCCUCCUGACGGUGGUGGCGGAUGGUGCUGAAGGGACAGUGAGGUACCAGCUGAAUGAUGACACCAACUUUGGAAUCAACAGUGCUGGUGUUAUCUACUCCAUCCGCCACCUGGACCACAAGGGCUCUGGUGGCCGGUACUUGCUGCAGGUCACGGCUGAGGAAAAGGACCAGGGUGACGUAAGCGGGUGGACACGACCAGUAACCGCCCAGGUGACGUUGCAGGUGACAGACGCCCCUGAGCCACCUCGCUUCGACUCCCCUCAUUACAAGUUUACCGUGUCUGAGUUUGCAAGCCAAGGUAGCUACGUGGGCACAGUGAGAGCGAGUGAUGAUGAUGGUGACUUUGACCACUACUUCCUGCACGGGACGGAGAUGUCAGAGGCGUUCGCUAUUGACGGCAACAGGGGGGUCAUCACGCUGGAAGAGACCCCGGACGGCUCCCGCUGGCAGUACCACCUCCAGGCAGGGGCAGCGGACCGCCGGGGACACGUCACCCUUGUACCCGUCAGUGUUUUCCUUCUGACUGGGAACCCAUCUUACGCGAGGCUCGUUUCCGGAGUGCAAGGUAACAACGGUCGCCACCCCGCCUUCCCUGACUGCGAGUCCUAUGAAGAUACACAUGUGAUGGAGAACGUGACAGCCGGCAGCCCUGUCCUGACGGUGAUUGCCACAGACGAGGACAGCGGCCCCAGUGGUGUCAUCUCAUACUCCCUCAUCCACAGCCUCAGUAGUUUUGCAAUUCAGGCUUCGGAUCAGCGUGGCCACAUCACUACCACAAGGCGGCUGGACCGUGACAAUGGGGACGAGGAGUUCAUGCUGACGGUGGUGGCGAAGGAUGGUGGCGUCCCUCCCCUACAGGCCUCGUGUACCUUCAGGGUGAUUGUGGACGACCUCAACGACAACGCCCCCGUGUUUGACCAGCCGCGCUACGAACAGACGCUGGCAACUGAUUACAACCUGGCCCUGCCCGUGCUGCGCGUGGCGGCCUCCGACAAGGACAUCGGUAAGAACGCGCAUCUCACCUACCAUCUCGAAGGUCACCCCAACCACCUCGAGUUCUUUUACCUGGAGCCCAUCACGGGGGUCCUCACCUUGAAGAGACACCUGCACGACGCCAUGGCCAACACUAAGACUUUCGACGUGCGAGUGAGGGCAGUGGACGGUGGCACUCCUCCUUUGUGGUCCACGGCGCCCAUCACUGUACGAAUAGUGUCCUCCGGGGAACUACCGCCCUCAGUGGCCGCCCAACAGCCCCUGCAGCCAGCCAUCCUUGAGAACACCACGGAGAACACGGACGUAGUGGUAGUGUGUGCCAAGUCCAAUCUUCCCAAUGCCCCGACUGUUUACUUCACUCUUCUCAACGGGGACACUCCUGAGACUAAUUCUGACGGGACCUUCGCUCUCAGGGAAGUGCUGGACCACGAGGAGAGUCUGUGCGGAGACAACUCUGGCGUGAGUGUCUACGUGGCCACCAGAACCCUUGACUUCGAGACCCUGCAGGCUUACAAACUCACGGUGCUAAUGGUGAACGAAAGGAACGGCCGUCUGGAGCAUCAGGUCGUGGUGAACAUUGUAGACGUGAACGACAAUGCGCCGCUGCUUCAGACCUGGGAUGGAUCAGUGCUGGAGAACGCUGCCAGUACACUCAUCACCACCAUCAGGGCUGUAGAUAAGGACGCAUCACCGCAGUACAGGCAGCUACGUUACUCCUUCGACGCCACGGCACCCCACGAUGUUGUCAGCAAGUUCGCGCUCAAAUCCAACGGGGAACUGUGGAGUACGAGACCGCUGGAUCGGGAAGAGCAGAGCCAGUACCGUGUGCCUAUCAGAGUGACGGACGGCAUGCCAGGACACGCGAGAGUCACCAUUUACUGGAUCACUGUGCAAGAUGUGAACGAUGUACCGCCCGUGUUCGACCGUUCCCUGGGCGUGUAUGAGGUGCAGCUGCCGGAGAGUCGGGAGGUCGGUAAGCCAACGGGGAUACGCCUUGCUGUGGAUGACGCCGACCUUGUCAACCAGUUCACUUUCGACAUCAUCAGCGGGAAUGAGAGAGGAAAGUUCCGCAUAGACCCCACCUCCAGAACCCUCAUCGUGGACGCCCCCUUGGACUACGACGACCCUGUAAACGACCGGAAUUUCACGCUGCGGGUCCGCGUGAGUGACGGCGCCAAUGCAGCAGCGGUGACGGACGUGGUGGUGGCGGUGGUGAACGUGAACGACCUGCAGCCAGUGUUCCAGCGUGCCAACUACUCCUUCGUGGUGACAGAGAACACCGACUGCUCUGUACCACUCGGCCAGGUAAGCGCUCGAGACCCGGACCUGCCGCCCUCCGUGAACCAGGACAUCAUUUACUACUUAUCUCCUGACGAGCAGACCAAUUUCACCAUAGACACACGCUCUGGUCACCUGUCCGUCAAGGGCUGCCUGGAUAGAGAGGCAGCACCAGAAGGCAUCGUAAUCCUGUAUCCGCGGGCGACAGACGAGGGCGGGGAGGGCCAUGAUGCAGAACCAGCCACUGUGCAGGUCACCAUUCUCGACAUCAACGACAACUACCCUCACCUGGUCCGCCCGCCGCAGAGUUACGCCAAAGUAAUGGAAAACCUGGAGCCUCAUUUAGUGGAACCCGUUGUGCUGGAGCUUGGUGACCUGGAUGCGGCGGAGCACGGAUGUCCUUGCUCCCUGGAAUUCCACGCUGCCACCCCAGACGCCAUCAGGGACAAGUUUACCCUCACGCCCCUCGGCAGAUCCCGCUACCGCCUGAGUCCCGCCACGAUACUGGACCGGGAGCAGCAGAAGGUGUACCGGCUGUCCUUUACGGCGCGGGACAGGCAGGGUGUGGGCGGUACGCGGAGUCUGACGCUGGAGGUGGGCGAUGAGAACGACUCCCCGAUGACUGACGGCACGACCACCAUCCGCGUGUACGACUACCAGGGUCAGUUCCCGGCGCUGGUGGUGGGGGCGGUGCACGUCACGGACCGCGAUGACAACGACCGCGAGGACAAGACGUUCCAGGUGGAGCCGAGCAGUGGCCUGGAGGCGACAGCACACUUCACCGUGGACCUGUACACCGGGGAUAUCACGAUGCUGAGGGGAACGCCGGCGGGCACGCACACUUUGACGGUCACGGUACACGACAGCUUUCGUGGGGAGGAGGCUGUGGGAGAGGCGACCGUCAGCGUGGUGGAACUAACGCAGGAAGCCCUCACCCAGUCCGGCUCCCUUAGGCUUGCCAACACCACCGCCAGGGACAUGCUGCUGGAGGCGACGCCGGGCGACGUCAGAAGCAGCCUUUACGAGCGUCUCCGGCAACAGAUCGCCACCACACACCAGAUCUUCGAGGACAAGGUGGACGUGUUCUUGUUGAGAGACGCUCCUGGGAACCUUGGUGUGGAUGUGCGGUACAGCUGCCGGGGAUCACCUUUCUGCAGCGCCGCCCGCCUCAAUGCACUUAUGCUUGGGAGAAGGCAGCAGGUGUCCGCGGCUCUUGGCGUGGACAUCUCAGUCGUGGACAUCAACGCGUGCCUCUACGAAGCCACGUCCCCAUGUGGCGGCCACAGCUGCCAACAUACUCUGCGGCCCAACCUCACCACGCCACUCGUGGUCUCUGGCGCCUCUGCUUCUCUCGUCGGCUUGGACGUCGUCGAUGACUACGCCUGCAGCUGCGGGCCACUCGAGCCUCCCCCGUCCGUGUGCUAUCCAGGCUUUUGCUUCAAUGACGGUGUUUGCCUCGUCAGGAACAACACCCUCACCUGCCAGUGCCCUGACUCCGUCAAUUUCGGCCCGCGAUGUGAGCUGCUGACAGCCAGGUUCGAGAGUAGUUUUGCAUGGUACGAGCCGCUGACGGUGUGUGAGCGCUCCUCUCUUUCAUUUGCCUUUGAAAGCCACGACAAGAGCGGCGUUCUGUUAUACACGGGGCCGACUGUUCCCUCGCCCUGGCCAGACUAUCCCAGGGACUUCCUGUAUGUCAUCCUGCGGAACUGGGUGGUGGAGACCUUCCUGGACCUUGGAACAGGGACCAUGAACAUCUCAAUUCCUAUCGAGGCAAACAUCUUCAGGACCUUCCAUUACGUCCUCAUCUGGGGCGAGGAGGGCCUGACGGCUGAGGUGGUCAACUGUGGCAUCAACGCCACCAGACACACCAGCCGUGAACCGUGCAGGAAAAGUGUGCCCCUGGCGAUGUUGACCAGCAGUAGCAGCAGCAAUAACGGGCCCAGCCACCUGCUCAACGCCCAGGGACCCCUUCAGGUGGGCGGCGUCGCAUCCACAGUCAGCUUCCUUCAAUUAGCUGAUUCUUACAGUUGGACCCUCACGCCGCCCAGCGCCUCCCCCUUCAGCGGCUGCAUGAUGGAGUUGCGCCAUAACGACCACCUCUACGACUUCAACGCCACGGACUAUAGCAAGAGUCCCAUCCAGCCCUGCGAUGCCCCAAGAACCUCCCGGGUGGUGCUGGGCAGACACUCCAUCAUCAUCAUCCUCGCCAGCCUCCUCAGCUUGCUGCUGCUGGUGGUGGUGAUCCUCUGCCUGGCGCGACGAGGAAGGAAGUCCCUCUCAUACCCUGACCUGGACCGCGAGCUGGUCAAGGAGACGAUGGGCGGCACCGACCUGGAGGGUUUCGGCGAGAAGGACGUCACCCACUUCGACCUUAAGUUCCUGCAGGUGACCCCGGACGGCUACCUGGUGGGGGACGAAAACGAGAGGGCGCUCCCGGACGUGGCCCAGGACGCCUGCCUCAGGGACACCACCGCCCCGCCCGCCCAACUGCCCGACGGAGUCACUAUCGGGGAGUACAUCAAGGAGAACAUUGUGAAGGUGAAUCAGCAGCACCAGGAAUUAGAGGACGUGAGGCACUACUGCGUUGAGGGGGACGAGAUGUCAGCCGCUUCGCUCUCCUCCCUGACCUCUGGAUCCUCACGAAGCGACAUGAUCAUCAACUGUCGGACGGAUUGGAGUCAGAAGUUCGAAAAGCUGGUACAGAUCUACCGCACAGGGACGGAGGGGGACGAGGACAGCGAGGACGAAUCUCGCAGCAUCCCGAGCCAGCCGUCCAGACCCCAAGCGUUCCCGCCUCGUGACUCCAGCGAAAAGAAGAAGAAUGAAACUCGCCCUUCUCCUCCACCUCCUGCUCCCUCUUCCCCGACUGCCUCCGUGGCCACGAACAGCAGGGCUUCGUACAGCAAUAAGCCCCAUCCGGAGGCCCCUCACGUACCCGUCCUCGCCACCAAGACUACCGCUAGUGAGUCUUUAACCUCUGCCCUGCCAAUUACGUGUCAUUGUAGUAGUGUUCAGGCGUCCUCGCAUCCCUCCUCAGAAACUUCAAACGCGUCCUUGCGCUCCUCUUCACCCAAACUGAACCAGCAGAAGGUCAAUCCUCCCUCAGUGUGCAGCACUCAAGUGAAGCAAACACCUUCCUCUUCCCUGCUUCACAAACAGAACCUUAACGCGCAGACUACCGCAGCAAGCAAGCUCAAGGGAAACACGGGAGUCACCACUAUCAACAAUCUGUACACCAAUCCUGCUCAGCGCUCCUCCGCGGCCAUCAAACCACCGCAUGCCCCUCCUGAUCGGCCCGGGGAGGCUGCAAAGGAACCUGUCGUGAAUGGACACUUGAAAGGUAACUCCAGCGUGCGUCAGUGCUCAGCAAAACCCGCGCCACAGCUAAGUUCCUCGAGCAUCAAUAGGUGUGAUAACCAGAAGGCGAAAGCAGUGAAGGGUGUGGAAACUUGGUGCUGAUGAGACGCGAGGUUAGAGAAGAAAUUAGUGGAGUUAAGUGAGCCUUGUCAAUCUUACCUUUUGCUCAACUGAAGCUUGGUAUAAACAUUGUUUUCUGCCAGUGGGUGAUGAGCGGCUGUAUCUGCGAUAGUGCGACGAAGCUCAGAGCCUGUUGGAACCGCCAGCAAUCCUAUACAUAUACUAUUCUUUUUUUCCACCAUUAAAAUACGUACUACAUCGCUCA
Messenger RNA from Portunus trituberculatus (swimming crab), 7385 nucleotides. RefSeq names its product neural-cadherin-like. NCBI's taxonomy places the organism in Eukaryota, Metazoa, Arthropoda, Malacostraca, Decapoda, Portunidae. The coding region runs from base 707 to 7162 and encodes 2151 amino acids. The transcript is spliced from 34 exons. Gene Ontology annotation, cellular component: adherens junction; plasma membrane; catenin complex. Gene Ontology annotation, molecular function: calcium ion binding; cadherin binding. Gene Ontology annotation, biological process: multicellular organism development; cell-cell junction assembly; cell morphogenesis. The record is from RefSeq and is a predicted model, not a curated record.